Messenger RNA from Aureobasidium vineae, 1314 nucleotides. The record is from the annotation of a GenBank genome assembly. NCBI's taxonomy places the organism in Eukaryota, Fungi, Ascomycota, Dothideomycetes, Dothideales, Saccotheciaceae.
AUGGCCGACAUCGCUGUCGACUCGUACGCAAACACUGUGCCGCCGCACAAGAAACAGCUCUCAUCAUCCAUCCCAAACAUCGAAUCGCUCGAAGGCAUGGGCGCCGACUCUGACGACCAAUACUCCACAUUCAAAAAGCUCCAGAGACAGCUCGAGUGCGUUCUGCAAGAAGAGUACAUCAAGGAUGAGCAAAGAUCGCUGAAGAGGGAGCUUGUGCGCGCACAGGAGGAGAUCAAGAGGAUACAGAGCGUGCCGCUUGUCAUCGGACAGUUCAUGGAGGCUAUCGAUCAGAAGUGCGUAUGCUUGACACCGGACAGAGUAUCACAUGCUAACCGCUACCNNAGCACCGGAAUUGUACAAUCGUCAACCGGAUCCAACUAUGUCGUGCGCAUCCUCUCAACACUCGACCGUGAGCUUCUCAAGCCCUCAUCUUCCGUUGCCCUUCAUCGCCACUCGAACUCCCUCGUCGACAUUCUUCCCCCAGAGGCAGACUCUUCUAUCGCUAUGCUUGGUGCAGACGAGAAGCCGGAUAUCUCCUACGCUGAUGUCGGAGGAUUGGACAUGCAAAAGCAGGAAAUCAGAGAGGCUGUUGAGUUGCCCCUUACACACUUCGAUCUCUACCACCAGAUCGGUAUUGACCCUCCUCGUGGUGUCCUCCUCUACGGCCCUCCCGGUACCGGAAAGACCAUGUUGGUUAAGGCUGUUGCCAAUAGCACUACAGCAUCCUUUAUCAGAGUUGUUGGUUCUGAGUUCGUCCAGAAGUAUCUGGGUGAGGGUCCUCGCAUGGUCAGAGAUGUUUUCCGCAUGGCUCGCGAAAACAGUCCUUGUAUCAUCUUCAUCGAUGAGAUCGACGCCAUUGCCACCAAGCGUUUCGAUGCUCAGACCGGUGCCGACAGAGAAGUUCAACGUAUCUUGCUGGAGCUGCUCAACCAGAUGGAUGGUUUCGAUCAAACCAGUAACGUCAAGGUCAUCAUGGCCACCAACCGUGCCGACACUCUGGAUCCUGCCCUCCUCCGUCCCGGUCGUCUCGACAGAAAGAUCGAGUUCCCCAACCUUCGCGACAGACGUGAGCGAAGAUUGAUCUUCAGCACCAUCGCCAGCAAGAUGAGCUUGAGUCCCGAAGUUGAUCUUGACAGUCUCAUUGUUCGCAACGAUCCCCUCAGUGGUGCUGUCAUCGCUGCCAUCAUGCAGGAGGCUGGUCUGCGAGCCGUCAGAAAGAACCGCUACAACAUCAUCCAGCAGGAUCUCGAGGACGCCUACACUAGCCAGGUCAAGGGAGCGUCGGAGGCCGACAAGUUUGACUUCUACAAGUAA